Molecule: messenger RNA, 3026 nt
Organism: Cyprinodon variegatus (sheepshead minnow)
Lineage: Eukaryota; Metazoa; Chordata; Actinopteri; Cyprinodontiformes; Cyprinodontidae
Gene: nploc4
Product: NPL4 homolog, ubiquitin recognition factor
Exons: 17
Coding region: 144-2030 (628 amino acids)
Biological process (GO): ubiquitin-dependent protein catabolic process
Cellular component (GO): nucleus
Molecular function (GO): ubiquitin protein ligase binding; ubiquitin binding
Source: RefSeq, a predicted model, not a curated record
UUUUGUCGUAAACAGUCGGGCUUCAAUGUGUGUAACACCGGUGUUUGGAGUUUUGCUGACUGCUACUGAGUGACGCUUCGUGACUUUUGCAGCAACUGUAUCGCAGCUCAACGGUGUCCACCUGGAGCUCCGAGCUGGGCGUCAUGGGGGAUAAUAUUAUCAUCAGGGUGCAGUCUCCAGAUGGGAUGAAGAAAAUUCCUUCUACCAAAAGAGAGACGGCAGCUGCUUUUCUGAAAAAGGUGGCCAAAGAGUUUGGGUUUAAUUCCAAUGGCUUUUCGGUUUAUCUGAACCGCAACAAGACCGGAGAGAUUCUGUCCCAGAACAAAACACUCAGCUUGCUAAAGAUCAAGCAUGGGGACAUGUUGUUUCUGUUCCCCUCUGCGUCCUCCUCCUCUUCAGGGGAAGGAAUGGACACGGCGACCUCGCACUCAUCUUCAUCCCUGCCGUCUAUAUCAUCCUCCUCUUCAUCCUCCUCUUCGUCCUCGUUAAUCCCUCGGUCAUCCUCUGCACCACAGGUACAGGAGGAUGAGAUAGAUCAGUAUCUGGCCAAGCAGGACGGCAAGAUCUACAGGAACAAAGACCCCCAGCUAUGUCGUCAUGGUGCCCUUGGAAAAUGCGUGCACUGUGUACCGUUAGAGCUUUUUGACGAAGACUAUCUGAACCACCUGGACCCGCCGGUGAAGCACAUGUCUUUCCACGCGUAUCUUCGCAAACUGACCGGUGGAGCUGAUAAAGGGAAGUUUGCAGCUCUGGAGAACAUCAGCUGUAAGAUAAAGUCAGGAUGUGAGGGUCAUCCUCCCUGGCCUGAGGGAAUCUGCACCAAGUGCCAGCCCAGCGCCAUCACUCUGAACAGACAGAAAUACAGACAUGUCGACAACAUCAUGUUUGAGAAUCACACCAUCGCCGACCGCUUCUUGGACUUCUGGAGGAAAACGGGCAGUCAGAGGAUGGGUUACUUGUAUGGACGGUACACGGAGCACACAGACAUCCCGCUGGGAAUCCGAGCUGAGGUUGCUGCCAUCUAUGAGCCCCCACAGACUGCGACCCAGAACAGUCUGGAACUGUUGGAGGAUCCCAAAGCUGCAGCUGUAGAUGAAAUCGCUGCAAAACUGGGGCUCUGCAAGGUGGGCUGGAUCUUCACAGACCUGCUGUCUGAGGAUACCAGGAUAGGAACCGUCCGCUACUCAAGAAACCAGGACUCCUUUUAUCUGAGCGCUGAGGAGUGCAUCACGGCUGGAUAUUUCCAGAACCAACACUCAAACCCCUGCAAGCUUUCUAGAGACGGGUUCUUUGGAUCCAAGUUUGUGACCGUCGUUGCUACAGGAGGUCCAGAUAAUCAGGUCCACUUUGAAGGUUACCAGGUAUCCAAUCAGUGCAUGGCUCUGGUCAGAGAUGAAUGCCUGCUGCCCUGUAAAGACGCCCCUGAGCUCGGCUACGCCAAAGAGUCCAGCCCGGAGCAAUAUGUUCCCGACGUUUUCUACAAGGAUAAAGAUAAGUUUGGGAAUGACGUCACGUUUCUGGCUCGGCCUCUUCCUGUCGAGUACCUAAUCAUAGACAUAACCACGACUUUCCCAAAGGAUCCUCAGUACACCUUUACAUCCACACAACGCUUCCCGAUUGAAAAUCGCGACAUCCUCGGAGAAACACAAGAUUUCCACAGUUUAGCCACGUACCUGUCCCAGUGCUCCUCUGUGUCAUUCCUGAACAUCGUCUCAGACUUCCAUUUGCUCCUCUUCCUCGUCACCAACGAAGUCAUGCCUCUGAGGGACAGCAUCGGCCUUCUCCUGGACGCAGUGAAGACGUCCAAUGAGGAGCUGGCGCAGACCUGGAAGAAGUCCGAGCAGUGGGCCACCAUCGAGCAGCUCUGCAGUACGGUGGGCGGGCAGCCAUCCAGCUCUCUGGCUUACGAGGCGAUGGGCGGUCCUGCGGCUCCAGCCUCCUCCGCCGCCAUGUGGUCCUGCCCCCACUGCACCUUCAUGAACCAGCCCGGCACAGAGCACUGUGAUAUCUGCAGCCUGCCCCGCAGUUAAAAACCCUCCACAGAACUUCCACGCUGAAAGUCCUCCCUUCACACGAUCCAGCCGAAAGAUUCCAACAACCACCUCAUCAUAAUUUUUUUUUUUGUCCAGCUCCGACUGGCUGCUGCAGGCUCAGAAGGAUGCGCUUGUUUACCCAAUCUUUAAAAAAGAAAGUUGACUUUGACACGAUUUAAUAUGGUUUGUAAUAUUCUCCCUCCUUUCCGCAGCUCUCCUCUGUUUGGAGCAUCAACUGUUCAGAUAUUUUCCAUAAUAAGUCGAAUAAAGCCUGCUGUGAUUUAGAAGGACAGCAAAGACCCAACUUUCACAUCUUUCUUCACAUUUGCGCUCAUUUCCUUCUCACAGGGACUCUUAAAGAAUCUUGAUGCGUAUAAAUUCCUUUGAUGCUGUUAUUUAAUUGAGUUUUUUUUAUUAUUAUUAUUACCAGAUUGUAGCGUGUAACUUAAUUUUGAUUCUUCAGAUCGCACUCGCUCACAGCUCUGGAAAAUUCCUCACAGUACAAUCGCUCCCCUUAAACUCGGACCUCAGAAGCCUCAGAGCUGCAGAGAAAAUCCAGCUUCAUGCUCCACAGUUUAUAUUUUUAGUGGUAAAUUCAGUCACCAGUUUUGAGAAGUGGCUUCUAUUGAUAGCAGAAAGAAGGUCCGGUUAGUUUUAACUCUACUGGUUUGAACUUGAGCAGCAGAAUAUGUAGCUUAUUUAAUCGCUAGUUAAUUUCCUCUCCUUUUGCUGCGAGGUGCUCUAGAAACAACUGGUGCUCGCCUCCCUAUCAGGACCUCCUCUUCUCUUGUUUUUAUGCUCCUGCUGGUGUAAAUGGGCCAGAAUCUGAGCCUAGUUUCUUUUCUGAUUGACCUCCAAGAGCCUCAUAGAGGCUUCAAAGAGUUUUCUGCCUCUAUUUAAGACCCAAAACAUUAUUUCAAGUUUUUCCAAAAGAAAUUGAGAUGGUUCAGAAAUAAAAAAACUACCUAAACUUCUUCCACCUACAGGUUCAGA